Molecule: messenger RNA, 1734 nt
Organism: Ruditapes philippinarum (Manila clam)
Lineage: Eukaryota; Metazoa; Mollusca; Bivalvia; Venerida; Veneridae
Product: short-chain collagen C4-like
Exons: 2
Coding region: 86-808 (240 amino acids)
Source: RefSeq, a predicted model, not a curated record
AAAAACACAAAAGAUUAUACUAAAAGUAAAUCGUUUGCGCUUUCGUCUUAUUCUUGCAAAGUAUUCGCAAGUUGAAGUGUAAAUAAUGUUGUGGUUAGCGAUUUCAUUGUUGACAAUAAACACGGCACUAGCUACCGAAAACCAAAAACUUGAGAAUACUGCAAAGAUUCUGGAACUGCUUAAUGACUUUAGAGGGAAUGUUGCAUCUCUAAGAAACGAUCUUAAAACUGUGAAGAACAAACUAGAACAUCUUAGUAAACAGCACGCCACGGACACAUACACGAGAUGGGGACGGUCUUCUUGUCCUCCUGGAGCUACGACUGUUUACGACGGGUUUACUGCUGGGUCGCAUUACACGCAUUCUGGUGCAGCAGCUAAUCAUAUGUGUUUGUCAAAGAAGCCAAAAUAUCACUCCCACUAUAAAAAACCAAAGUGGACGACACUUAUAUAUGGUGCCGAAUACCAAACUCAUGGCAGUAUUUGGGACAAAUUAUCGAGACAUGAAAUCCCAUGUGCUGUUUGUCAUGUUCCUCGUACGAGCAUUAUAAUGAUUCCUGGAAGUGACGAUUGCCCAGACAACUUCAAGAUAGAAUACAGGGGUUACUUGAUGGCUGGAUAUCAUACCCAUAAGGGAGGAACCGAAUACAUAUGCUUCGACGGUAAUCCAACUGCUGCAGAAUAUUCAAGCCCAUUGAAUAACAGUGGGGCUUUGUUUUACUUUGUUGAAGCGGUAUGUGGUUCAUUGAAAUGUCGGCCUUAUGAAUCGGGGAAACAGAUCACUUGUGCUGUGUGCUCGUACUCUCCUUAAAACGCUUGAAGGAGCCACCACGGAGGACUUUUGACUGGGCCGGAAAUAUUUUAUCGAGAUAUAUGUAUCAUUAGCUGUAAUUGUGGGCAAAUAACCUUUCACUGUUAUAUAUUAAUUUUCUGAUAAUUCGGGAUGUUUUUUCCUGACUAUAUAUUUCAAUUGUGACAAAUGACCAAAGAAGGGAAAGCGUUUUAACGCUUCUAAUUCAAAUUGGGCAAAGAAUUGCUGAUAAAUACGUUUUCCAAUUCAAUAUUACUGCAAUAUCGUAUGCAUACCUCGCCGUUUUAACUGACGCCAGCCCCUUCCCAUCCCCUCCGCCAGUUAAUCUAUGUAAUAAAAUUAUAUUUAAAGGGCUUUCUUUGGGGUGAACAUCGGUGGAGUUCCUCUAGCAGAAUUUAAAAAAUAAACAUUAUAAAUAACACGGUAUGUGGUUAAACUAAGUGCAAUUCUAAAGGACUUGGUUUAUUUUGCUUUACGUCCACUUGCAACAAUAACUAUUGUUCAUGAUUAAUGCAUCUAUACAGUCAAAUUUCGAGUACGUCAAUUAAUGAUCCUCUGCUUUAAAGGAAUUUGUUGGUAAUAGCUUAAAAUAUGUGUUACCUAAAACAUAAAUUAAUGUCUACAGAAUCUCUUUUGCUUCCUAUUUAAAGAAAGCAAAGUUCGCCUCACUUGAAGUAAGGUAUACACAGUUGCAAGAACUUAAAAGCCAUUAUUUGUAAUUAUGUCUGGCAAUAAGAGCAUGAAGGACGAUGAUUUAUUUCUUGUUAUCUUGUCUUUCUAUUUGAAUGCUUCUCGAACAGAAAAUGUGUGAUAUGUAUUUCUAGAUGGUAACUGUUCUCACCUUUUCAACACAAUAGUAAAUAUAGACUGAUUGAAUAUAGCAUUUAGGUUUAACAUACGCUAAUAAAAAAGAACCAUGUGAACAA